Molecule: messenger RNA, 1949 nt
Organism: Drosophila willistoni
Lineage: Eukaryota; Metazoa; Arthropoda; Insecta; Diptera; Drosophilidae
Gene: Exd2
Product: exonuclease 3'-5' domain-containing protein 2
Exons: 2
Biological process (GO): nucleobase-containing compound metabolic process
Cellular component (GO): nucleus; cytoplasm
Molecular function (GO): nucleic acid binding; 3'-5' exonuclease activity
Source: RefSeq, a predicted model, not a curated record
AAAAAAAAGUACACAAAAGAAAUGAAUGGAAAUAGCACAAAUAAAAAGUGGGCAAUUCUCGCAGCCAGCCUAGGCCUGGUCUAUGUUCUUGUGCGUCACAGAUACUCUAUAAUUGGACAAAUGCGGCGCCGUAUUGUACUCCCGGGUGCCAGUAAUCCUCUUCGUUUCAAGCAGAUAGAAGUCCUCACCACGUCGCAAGAUGAGGCCACACAGAAAAUUAUAAAAGAGCUCAAAAGCCACUGCCAACGUUUUCAAGUCUUGGGAUUCGACUGUGAAUGGAUCACAGUUGGAGGUAGCCGGCGACCGGUUGCCCUACUCCAGCUCAGUUCCCAGUAUGGACUGUGCGCACUGUUCCGCCUGUGCUGCAUGAAGCAAAUUCCCAAAGACCUACGAGAGCUACUCGAAGACGAUGCUAUUGUCAAAGUUGGCGUGGCACCGCAGGCCGAUGCAAUGAAGCUUUCUCACGAUUAUGGAGUAGGCGUUGCCAGUACAUUGGAUCUACGAUUCCUGGCAGUUAUGGCAGGCCACAAGGCCGAGGGACUGGGCAAGCUCUCACACACUCAUUUGAAUUUCGUUCUGGAUAAGAACUGGCGAUUGGCCUGCUCCAAUUGGGAAGCCAAACAGCUGGAGGAAGUUCAAUUGAAUUACGCUGCCAACGAUGCUUUGGCUGCUGUGGCUAUAUUUCAAAAGUUAUGUCGAGAUUUGGAACCACGUGCGUUUUGGGACAUUCGCCCUCUAACAAGCGAGGAUUGGCUACCGAAAAUUCAACCAUUCAUUGAUGUGGAUUUCACCAAAGGCUUCUCAAUAGGCCUAUCUUCAUCCAAUGCAGGCGGAGGCACUGCGCCCUCCUCAUCUCCAAUGACAGCCAAAUCCAAACCGAAGAAGGUGAUGGUACCAGAGAAGCAAUACUGCCGCAAACUGGGAACACAGUCGAAAGCUUUUUAUGACAACUGCCUCUUGGAGGCACCAGAUGGCGAACUUUUAUGUACCAUUGAUCGGCGUAAAGCUUCCUGGUAUCUAAAUCAAAAUCUGGGCACCCAUAUUCCUGGGGAAACAUUUACUGUCCGCUUAAACUUUGAACCAGCUGGAAGGGCUGUUGGCGAGGUAGGUCGGUACUAUCAGACGCCAAAGGAGAAUCAGUGUGUAGUUUGUGGGCGCCGAGAUGCCUAUAUACGGAAGAAUGUUGUCCCACGAGAAUAUCGCAGACAUUUUCCGGAAGUCAUGAAAUCGCAUACGUCCCACGAUGUGCUCUUGUUGUGUCACACUUGCCAUCAGUUGAGCAAUGUUUCCGAUUUACGUAUACGCACCAAACUAGCCACCAAAUGUGACGCUCCAUUCAAGCAUGGCGAUGGCAUGGUGAAAUGCCACGAGGAUCCGAUCUUGAGACGAGUAAAAUCUGCUGGCAAAGCUUUAACCUACCAAAGCGAAAGGAUUCCUCAAGCAAGAAAGGCAGAAUUGCAUCAAAUCCUGUUGGAUUACUACAAAGAUUGCAAUGAGAUCACAGAUGAGCUGCUGAAAGAAGCUGCCAACAUUGACUAUCGUGUGGAGAAUGACGAUUACUGCCAGCAUGGGGAAAAAGUGGUCCAAAUGUAUCGCGAUCAGUUUGGCGGUCUCAUUGAAUUGGAACGCAUGUGGCGAGAGCAUUUCGUUCACACCAUGCAACCCAAAUAUCUGCCUUAUUUAUGGAAUGUUAAUCAUAAUGCAGAUCGCCUCGAAGUGCGGGCCAGUGAGGGAAGAGUCGACAAUGCUGAUUUACUGGUAGCUGGACUGCCAGCCAAGGCCAAUCUAAAUUCAAAACCUAAUCCAAAUCCUCAGUGAAAUGUUAAAUAUUUACAAAUUACAAAAGAACGCUCAAGUGCCUUAAUAAGUUUGUACUGAGUUUCGUACGUACUUAUGAUACUGCUUUAUUUAAAAAUAAAUAUAAAUACAUACAUUUAUUUAUAAGUAUA